UUCAAAAAGAAAGUUGUAUAUCAAUUCUUGGAAAAUUCCAUCAAGAAACCAAAAGAAAAAGUCACCCUUUUCCUUCUCAUUCAUAAUAUCUUUGAAAAUUAACACACUUUAAUUUCUUCAUUCCACUUUUUUCUUUGCUCUUUAUUUCCACCCCAUUUCUUGUUUCUUUGGACCUCUAAACACUUUCAAAUUGAAUUACGUUAGUAAUAUUCAAGUGAAGAGAAAAUUAAUUUUGAUGGGGAAUUGUUUUGGAGCUAAGGUUUCUAAAUCUAAUCCUAGUAGUACUAAUCCAAGUUUCUCAGUUAAACAGUUUACUCCAGACACAUCAAAGAAUUAUAGCAAUGGCCUUGGCUAUUCGGCCAUCACGAGUAGCCGCAUUGGACAUGGUCAUUUCUCAACGACUGCAAGUGACGAUAAUACGUGUUUGAAUGGCGGACAGAUAUUGCCGAUUCCAAAUUUAAAGAUUUAUAGUUUUUCUGAUUUGAAGUUGUCCACGAAGAAUUUCAAGUCCGACUCAGUUUUGGGGAUCGGUGGUUUUGGGACGGUGUAUAAAGGAUGGGUUGAUGAGAAGACGCUUGCUCCGGCUAAAGCUGGCAGUGGAAUGAACGUUGCCAUAAAGAAGUUGAACUCCGAGAGCACUCAAGGAUUUGAAGAGUGGCAGUCAGAAGUGAACUUUUUAGGAAGGCUUUCUCAUCCUAACCUUGUUAAGCUACUGGGAUAUUGUACGGAAGACAAGGAACUGUUACUCGUUUAUGAAUUUAUGCCGAAGGGAAGCUUGGAAAACCAUCUUUUCAGAAGGAGUGCCGCUAUUGAACCGCUUUCUUGGGAUUUGCGCCUCAAAAUUGCCAUAGGAGCAGCUCGGGGCUUGGCUUUUUUACAUACUUCAGAAAAGAAAGUCAUUUACAGAGACUUCAAAGCCUCCAACAUACUGCUUGAUGGGAAUUACAAUGCAAAAAUAUCAGAUUUUGGCUUAGCUAAACUGGGGCCUUCCGGUGGAAACUCACACGUAACUACUCGUGUUAUGGGCACAUAUGGUUAUGCUGCUCCAGAAUAUGUUGAAACAGGCCAUCUAUAUAUAAAAAGUGACGUGUAUGGAUUUGGAGUCGUCUUGCUUGAGAUGUUGACGGGCUUACGAUCACUUGACACCAAACGACCAAGCGGACGGCAGAAGUUGGUGGAGUGGGUGAAACGGAUGCUGUCUAAUAAAAGGAAGCUGAAGUCCAUUAUGGACAUUCAUAUGGCAGGCCAAUAUUCUUCAAAAGCAGCAAUGCUUGCUGCUCAAAUCACUCUAAAAUGCCUAGAGGGAGACCCCAAGAAUCGACCUUCAAUGAAAGAAGUAAUGGACGUGUUGGAACAGAUUGAAGCCAUCAAGGAGAAACCAAAAGAAUCCAGAAGCAAAUCCGAGCAUUCUUCUUCUCAUCGCCACCGACAAUCUCCAAGAAGUCGUCAAUCGCCACGUCAGACAAGCGACGGGUCAGGAAAAAGUAUGAAGUGAAGAAAUUGGCCUUAGUUAUGUGUGUAUAAAUCUCAUUUUUUUCUUAUUAGUAUAAGAUCAAGUUAUAUUGUUCACCAUUUUAUGGGCAUUUCAUUUUUGUAACUAAAAUUUUGUGUUGUCUGUCACCUCUGUGUUGCUGGUUGCAUGGCUUUGACUGUAUUGUAAUUUAUUAAAGGUAUUCAUAGAAAGCUUGACACUGAUUUAGCUUCUGUAUUAAGGAAAGUUCAAUAGAGUAAAUUGAAGCAAACCUCCAUUUUA
Molecule: messenger RNA, 1753 nt
Organism: Lycium ferocissimum
Lineage: Eukaryota; Viridiplantae; Streptophyta; Magnoliopsida; Solanales; Solanaceae
Product: probable serine/threonine-protein kinase PIX13
Exons: 6
Coding region: 236-1495 (419 amino acids)
Biological process (GO): protein phosphorylation
Molecular function (GO): protein kinase activity; ATP binding
Source: RefSeq, a predicted model, not a curated record